Molecule: messenger RNA, 3740 nt
Organism: Penicilliopsis zonata CBS 506.65
Lineage: Eukaryota; Fungi; Ascomycota; Eurotiomycetes; Eurotiales; Aspergillaceae
Exons: 1
Coding region: 50-3595 (1181 amino acids)
Biological process (GO): error-free translesion synthesis; error-prone translesion synthesis
Cellular component (GO): nucleus
Molecular function (GO): deoxycytidyl transferase activity; DNA-directed DNA polymerase activity; damaged DNA binding
Source: RefSeq, a predicted model, not a curated record
GAAGGAUGGCGACGAUGGGUAUCUACUCGGUAGGUACGAGCUCCGCAGGAUGGGCUCUCUGCUAAACACCAAGACUGGCUCGGUACGCAAACGGAUUGAAAGCCGUACGGUCCCUUCCCGUGGUCCCUGGAGGAGAGCGUUGGCUAAGCUGGUUCUAGAUACUUUCGAGGAUGAGGCCGGCGAGGAGUACGAUGCGUCGCGGUUUGGAGGCUUUGGCGAUUAUAUGCGCCGCAAGAAGAUCAAGCUGCAGAAUCUAGAUGCAGAAAUCAGAUCCUCCUCCGCGGGUAAUCCGCCCAUUUUCCGCGGCGUGGUGGCCCAUGUGAAUGGCUACACGCAGCCCUCGUUGCAGGACCUCCAUCGGUUGAUUGUGGGCCAUGGCGGCGGGUUUCUGCAGUAUCUGGAUGGCAAGACCGCCGCGACGCAUGUCAUCGCGAGCUCUCUAACGCCGAAGAAGAGAGAGGAGUUCCGCAGGUACCGCGUCGUCCAGCCGGCAUGGGUGGUGGAGAGCGUGAGGGCUGGGCGGCUGCUCCCCUGGGAUUCUUUCCGAGUAGUAGAUGAGGGACAUGCCCAGAAGGUGUUACGGUUUGACAACGGCCGGGUCUCGAGUCAGAUCAAUACAAAUCCGCCGUCAGCCUACAAGACCCAAUCCCGUUCCAGCUGGUAUGCUUCUCAAUUGAAGAGUGUGGAUAUAGAGGCCGGAACACCCUCUACAUCUCAGAAAACAUUAGAAAAUCAUGAUUCUAAUGCAGGAGCAAAUUUAAUCCCAAGCGACGACAUUCAGUCUGACUAUGGCGACUUUCCCAGUUUCAACACGCUAGAUGCCACACAGACAGAUUUUCCCGUGAUUGAAGAAGCAUAUGUUCCGAAACAGGCUGUGGCAGAAAUAGAAGAAUACUAUUCUCCACCUCGUAUCAUUCAAAGUGAGCCGAUCCCAGUCACAAAGCCAGAUUCUAGUACUUCGCCAUUGCCACUCGCUCGGGAACCAGCGUCUUUGAAGACAGGUAUGUCGUCCGAGGAAUACAACGCGCAGCUAUUGUCAGACCCGAAAACGAGAAACACCAGUGUCGGGAACCCAGAAUUCCUCCAACAAUACUAUCGUGAAUCACGAUUACACCAUCUGUCGACGUGGAAAGCCGAGCUGAAAGCACAACUCAUGUCCGCGGCCAAAGAAAAGUCCCAAACUCAGACCAGUCGCCCCAAGUUGGGCCCUGGUGUGAGAAGAUACAUUCUACAUGUGGAUUUUGAUUCUUUUUUCGCUGCAGUCUCCAUCCGUAAACAUCCAGAGCUAGAAGGAAAACCCGUUGCUAUCGCUCAUGGAACCGGAUCUGGCUCAGAGAUCGCGAGCUGCAACUAUUCUGCUCGUGACUUUGGUCUUAAGAACGGCAUGUGGAUGAAGAGUGCUCUCCAGAUGUGUCCGGGUCUGAAAGUUCUUCCCUAUGAUUUCCCUGCCUACGAGGAUGCCAGUCAAAAGUUUUAUGCCGCAGUCCUGGCCGUUGACGGCGUCGUACAGAGUGUCAGUAUUGAUGAAGCUCUCAUUGACGUCACAGGUCAAUGUCUCCGAGCUGGCGGAUCUGACGGCCGCGGUGUAUCAGAAGGUUCCAUAUACGGGGAGGAAGCCAAAGCGGAUGAGAUUGCUGAAUGCCUUCGAGCGUCAGUGAAAGAGAAGACUGGGUGUGAUGUGUCUGUGGGAAUCGGUGGGAACAUCUUGCUCGCUAAAGUGGCUCUCCGACGAGCGAAACCAGCGGGACAGUUCCAAUUGAAACCAGACGCGGUAUUGGAUUUCAUCGGAGAGUUGACAGUCCGGGAUCUACCUGGUGUCGGGCACAGCCUGAGUGCCAAGUUGGAAGAAAUCGGUGUCAAAUUCGUCAAAGACAUCCGCACUCUGUCUAAAGAAAGGCUUACCUCUAGUCUCGGGCCGAAAACAGGCGCCAAAAUGUGGGACUAUGCCCGUGGCAUCGACCAGUCUGAGGUGGGCCAUGAGGUUGUCAGAAAGUCCGUGUCAGCCGAGGUGAACUGGGGCAUCCGAUUUACCAACCAGAUCCAGGCAGAAGACUUUGUAAGGUCCCUGUGUGACGAGCUCCACCGCAGGCUCAUCGACAACUUGGUCAAAGGCAGGCAGUUGACGCUCAAGGUCAUGAGAAGAGCGCCUGAUGCCCCGUUAGAACCCGCGAAACAUCUGGGACAUGGCAAGUGCGAUGUCUUCAACAAAAGCGUGAUGCUUGGUGUCGCCACCAACGCACAAGAUGUUAUAGGGAAAGAAGCCGUGUCCAUGCUCAAGAGCUUCAACCUUUCCUCCGGCGACCUAAGAGGUCUCGGCGUGCAAAUGACGAAACUGGAACCUCUCAAGCCCGGCCCGAUGGAGAGCAGUCAAAUGCAACUACAAUUCAACAAGUCUCCGGCCCGCAAGAAGGUGGAACAGAACAUUGAUCCAGACGACGUGGACAGCCCCAGGAAAGGCGAUAGGCAUGGCUUGAGUGCAGCCGAGUCCUCGAGACUUGCACCCUCGUUGAAUGACAGCAGUCACAAACCACUGAACCUAUCAGGCACGCAAUUCAUCAUGCCGACUCAAGCCGAUCCGGAGGUUCUUGCCGAGUUGCCUGGCGACAUCAGGUCCAGGCUCAUCUCCCAGGGGAAAUCGAGGCCAGAUGCUGUACGGCCUGUGUCCCCAACACCUCUGCCUCGCCCCCGCAGGCAGGGCACCGCCGCACCUGCCGAGUUUCCACCCCAAUCGCAGCUGGAUCCUGACACCCUCGCCGCUCUACCAGACGAUGUAAGGGCGGAGAUCUUGGCUUACUACGACCCCCAGCAACCCUCUAGGCCCAUGCCAUUGGAGCCACCUCACGCCCCAUCGGCAGGAUCUCUCCGGUUGAAGAAACCCACGACGCCGACGAAGAGACGACGUGGCCGCCCCAGCACCAAGGCUCUAGGCAAUAUGAAGUUGACCCAGUCUAACUUCACCGCAGUGCGGCCUCGGACGUCCGACUCAACCACCGCCGAAGAUGCAAUGCGUCCCCAGUCGUCCUCAUCCGGACACGAGGUUCCAACUUUGGACGCAUCGGAGGUCUCUACCGAAUUUCUCGCCGCUCUACCAGAGGACAUCCGCCAGGAGAUUCUAGCAGAGCAGCGGCGAGCGCAGCAGCAGCAACGGAUAGCAAACACGCGAAAAGCACCCGCUCCUCCUCUCCCUCCACAGCGGAGAGGACCCGUCCUCCCACCGCUGCCCGCGCGACCAACCUUCACCGCACAGAAACUCACCCAGCUGCCAGACCUCCGUCAUGCCGUGGACGAAUGGCACUCUGCCUUUUCCACAGAGGGGCCCUUUGCCGAAGACGUCGCCGCACUAAGCAAGUAUCUACACCGGGUGAUUGUCGAGGAAAAAGAUAUCGACAAGGCCGUCUCCGUGGUGAACUGGACGAGCUGGUUGAUUGGGCGGCAGCAGCAGCCCGCAGAGAUAACCCCCACUCCGCGCAGUUCCAAUGGAAGCUUCUCCUCCUCCCUCGAUGUGGUGGCUUGGGAUCGUGCUCUGGCAAGUUUACAGGAGACUGUUGUCUCGGCGUUGGAGGAACGGGGCCUGCCACCUGUUGAUUUUGAUUGAUGAUUUUGAUUUAUGAGUAAUGAUCUUAUAAUGCAUAUACCUGUAUAAGUUAUCUUGUGUUUAUUCAUGAAGCCACUACAUAAUAAAUAUUUAUGGAGUCAGUGAUUCUUAUGGUUAGGGGUAUAUAUUUAAAAAUACAAUGGGU